Molecule: messenger RNA, 2124 nt
Organism: Theileria equi strain WA
Lineage: Eukaryota; Apicomplexa; Aconoidasida; Piroplasmida; Theileriidae
Exons: 5
Coding region: 1-2124 (707 amino acids)
Source: RefSeq, a predicted model, not a curated record
AUGGGUACCCUUAAAACCUUUGGAGUACUCCUGUUUGCCCUAUUGCUGAGUAGUAGUCAAUGCUAUUACUUGAGUCAUACGAUAAAUAGCAUUGAUAAUGCAAAGCUUGCAACAAGAGAAAAUCAUCCUAUACACAAGGUGGGUUCUGAAAAGGAUAAAGGUGGUAUAGUGAUUGCGGAUAAGGCAGAAUAUAGAAUAACAGAUAUAGAGGAUAAAAAUGAGAGAAUUACAGUUAUAGUAGAGAAUUGGAGUAGUAUAGUUGUAUACGUAGUAUUUAUUACAACCGCGUUUGCUUUGACAGUCUUAUCUAUAAGCAGAGUAAUUGAAGAUAAAAUAGAAAAUGCACAAGAUGCAUUUCUAAAAAAUGCAUACAAUAUGUGUUUUAAACAAAUCGCAUUAAUCAGUGUCAUUAAUUUGGUUUUAUGGCUAACUUUACAAACAAGGAUUGCCAAAAAAUUGGACAGUAUAUUUGUAAAAGAGGUUCUGGAAAAGGGACAUUUAGACAAGGAUGUAUCCAUUGUGGAGCCUAUAUUUGAAAGUUUGCUUUCUAUCUCCAUCAUGCUACUUGCAUGGUAUAUAGUAUACGCAAUAUAUUUUCAAUUUGUUGUGAGGAGAUUAAUAGCUUGGAUGAGGAUAACUGAUAACUCAGAUGUCUUAACACUAUCUAAGGAGAUUGAAUUUUUGGAAAGAAGGUGCUUUUCACCUAUAUUCCAUAAGCAUACCUUUGACAAGGGAAACUUCAUCGCAAAUAGAUACGAGUUUAUCGAUAAUAUAAAUAGUAUGAGUAUACCAAGGGUGGAUCCAGGAGGCUAUUAUUUUAUGGAGUAUUUAAGAGCCAACAUGUUUGAUCUUUCGGUUAACAUGCUCAAGUUUCCCCUUGAAGCGUUGUUUAUAGUUAUGAUAUCCGCAUUAAUUUUCAAGAAAACUUUUACUUUUAAAGGAAGAAAUGAAGUUGUUAUAAUCUGCACACUCAGUAUCGUUUGUGCUAUCGCAAUGGUUUUUUUGUCAGUUCACCUAUCGAUGAUAGAGCAGAAAUUAUAUCCAAAGAACUUAUCCAAAUAUCUCAUACUUAAGCAUAACACAAGCGACUGGGAUAUUUCUAGACAAUAUAACGAUCCAACACUACCUAGUUACAAAAUAGAUGUCGAUGCAAACGAAUCCGGAAAUGAUUUGAGCAAAUUAAUAAAGGAAGAUUCCCCAGCAACAAAACAUGAGAACUUAUUCUACCUUAAGUCUAAAGGUCCAGUCGUACUUCUUAAGCUUUUUGAGAUAACUUGCUACACAUUCUUGAUCAUCCUCUCUCUUUGGGUGUAUCUUAUACAACAACACAGUGAAACUUGGUUGACUACCUUCCGUGUCGGUAAUGCCAUAAUGGGAGGUUCUCUGUUAGUAAUAUCUGGUCUAGUUCCAAAGGUAUUUUAUUCCCUUAUUGUGGUUAGCAAGACCGGAAUGAUGGUAGACUUGAAUACCUUGUCAACGGUUUGGGAAUCUCACAAAUCUAACAAUACUAGGCACGCAAUUGAGUUGAUCGAUGCCCUAAAUUUGGAUUCUGUAGUUUCUUCAAUUACUAGAAACGGUGAUACUUACUGGAGGCAUUUAUUGGCAAAAUUUAGAACAUCUCCACUUGCAAUACAGAAGCAAAUAUAUGAAAUGUGGAACGCACUAGAUAAUAAAGGAAGAGGUGUGAUUGAUAUGCCCCAAAUUUUACGCUUCAUUUCCUCUCAAGGCAUAAAAACUUCACCAAAGAAACGAAUAAGGGAUUUCGUAAAGGUAUUCACAAGAGAGCAACCGUAUAAACUGAAUGAAGAAGAGUUUUUGGUAAUGGGCUUGAUAAUAAAGCAAAUUAUUGUCAUUCCACUUGACCGAUCCCAAAUGAAGUUACUUUUCGAAGAUGUGUAUGGAAUACCAUGGACAUCUCCGUGCGGAAUGGAUUCGGAUAGUCUCCAAAAGAUACUCAAACACCUUGGAAUAAAAUGGAGCGAAGGGGACAGAAGACACCUGCUGGACUUUUUGAGUGGUGGCAAUUGCGAUGGAAUGUCAGCCGAGAGUUUUAUAGAAAGAUUGGCAUCAGUAGAAGAGUUAUUACAACCUACUAACUACAACAAUUUGGUGUCUGAGGUAUAA